Messenger RNA from Phytophthora sojae, 501 nucleotides. RefSeq lists its product as hypothetical. Lineage: Eukaryota; Oomycota; Peronosporomycetes; Peronosporales; Peronosporaceae. The transcript has a single exon. The record is from RefSeq and is a predicted model, not a curated record. Bases 1 to 501 code for a protein of 166 amino acids.
AUGCACACUGGUCGCCUCCUUGCUCGCGUCAACGCAUCGCUUUCCGUCCAACGUCAGCAACAGAGAAGGAGGCAACACGCACUACUGAAGAAGCUGAUGUGCUUGAUAAGGAUGCGCAUCUACAUAACGACUGCUGCUCUAACCUCUAACGCAGUUUGCGCAUGGACGUUCAUGUACAAGUCGUGGUGCGAGAAGUCGUUCAUCAAUACCGUCUUUCUCCUUCCCCAUACCUACGACAUGUUGCUCGAGGCGUUCUCACGGCACUACGUUGUCAAGUCCGGGCCUUCACAAAGGAGCCGUCCACGGCGGUUCGUGUCGAAGAAUAACGUACUAGCAUGCUUGAUGCACAUGUACACUGCUGCUGUGAAGCUCAAAACGCUAUGCGUGUUGUUCGGCGUACCUCCGUCGACGAUGAGCAGAACGCUGUGCCAAGCGGAGGUGGCUCUAGCAGCUUCGCUGCGCGAGAUACCCCUGGCUGCCGUUCAGUGGCCGUCUAGCUAA